Molecule: messenger RNA, 3342 nt
Organism: Cryptococcus deneoformans JEC21
Lineage: Eukaryota; Fungi; Basidiomycota; Tremellomycetes; Tremellales; Cryptococcaceae
Product: glycogenin glucosyltransferase, putative
Exons: 5
Coding region: 170-2962 (930 amino acids)
Cellular component (GO): cytoplasm
Molecular function (GO): glycosyltransferase activity
Source: RefSeq, a predicted model, not a curated record
GCGCCUUUCCCUCGGGCGAAUCCAAAAGCAAAGAGUGUAUCUCAUCUACUGAGACCGCUUGCAAAGAAAACGCCUUCCGCAUCCUCAACUCAAACAAGCGGAACUCGGUCUCGGUCUUGUUGUUGUUUGUUUCUUCUUUCCAGCGGCGUAGACAAAUAACAGUCCAGACAUGUCUCUUCCCAACGCCUUCGUCACACUUCUAACGACGUCCUCGUAUCUCCCCGGAGCCCUCGUGCUUCUCCAUGCCCUCCAGGAUCUUCACCCAGCGCCGCGGGACUUUCAGAUUGUAGCCCUCGUGACUCCAGAGACGGUCGAUGCUGCUACUAUCGGCGAACUACGAAGGGCAGGGUAUGAUUUGGUGAUUGGCGUGGAACCUAUUGGCAGUGGGAAAGCCGGUCAAGUCGGGUUAGAGCUCAUGGGCCGACCGGAUUUGAAUUUUGCAUUAACAAAGCUUCAUCUCUUCCGCCUCGCCCCGUUCUUCUCUACUCUUAUCUACCUCGAUGCGGACAUCCUCCCCCUCCGACCCAUUUCGCACCUGUUCACCUCGACCGCCCCCCAUGUGUUUUCUGCAUGCCCUGAUACUGGCUGGCCAGACUGUUUCAACUCUGGAUUCAUGGUCAUCCGUCCUAGAGAGAGCGAUUGGGAUGGGCUUAAAGGGAUGUUGAAAGAUGGUGAAGGGGAAGAUGGGCUAUAUAGAGAAGCAGGGAAUGGGAGCUUUGAUGGUGCUGACCAAGGGUUGUUGAAUGAGUGGUUCAGUGAAGAAGGUGGUGGCGGGGACUGGAACAGACUGUCCUUCACAUACAAUGUUACCCCCUCUGCGGCGUAUACCUGGGCCCCAGCGUAUAAACGUUUCGGCCACAAGAUCAGCAAUGUCCAUUUUAUUGGACCUAAUAAACCGUGGACGAGCCUACCCGGAAGACCGGCCGGUGUGUCAAAUGUCAAAGGAAAAGAGAACUCUUACGACUACUUGUCUCUUAUAGACCGGUGGUUUGCAGUGUACGACAAACAUGUCCGCCCAGCUUCCGCUCUCGACCCCGACAUCUCAAGGCGUUUUGCUGUCCCACAAACCAUAGCUGCUUGGGAUUCCCAUGCGAACCGAGCAAGAGCAGCUGCCACUGUCCUGUCUGAAGACAAACUUGAACUGUCCGAGCUCAAAGCUGCCACUGAAAGGGGCGUGAAUGCUUUCAAACCGGGACAGUACACUUCCCUUCCGCUCGAAGGACGAGUAGAUCUGAUCAUGCCCAAACCUAAGCCCGUACCUAGAGCUGCCAUCUCCCAACUGGCUGCCGCAAGUACGGUAGCGCCAUCCGUUAGCCCCUCAGCUCUUACUCCGCCUCCCGCAGAUGCGGUCCCAGCCCCUGCGCCUGCUCCUGUCCUGACUCAGACAGAGCAACAGACCGCCCAACCUUUUGUCUGGGACGCCCAACGUUCCUCCCCACCAGCAAGCGCUCCACCGGAAAUGUCCGUCCCCCACACAUACUACCGCAACGCAUGGGAAGCUCCCCUUUCCCAACAAUCAUCCUAUUACGCCCACCCCGAGUCUCACCAACCCCAGGCUGAACACAAAGAACCAGAGUAUCCUACAUUGCCAAAGGAAGUGACGGGGGAUAGUUGGUAUGCGAGGUUUGCGACGAGCACGCCGGAUAAGCGUGCAGUAAGUGCAGUUUUCCCGUGGGAAGAGAAAACCGGCAGCCAUGGGUAUGGACAUGGGUCCAGACCGAAACCGGAGAGGGUGUUCCCGAAAGGAGAGGAACCGCUACCCCCUCUUGUGCAGCAGUUGAUCCAUCCUUUGCAACCGCCGUCCAUCUCGAUACAGUACGCCACUCCUACCGACUCUUACCAAUCCCAGCAUCCCUCUCACGCAACGGGGAUGGGAAUGGCAGGACAAGCACAAGCACCGAAAAGUCCUUCCCCGCCACCAAGACACGUGUCCAUGGUAGAAGCUAUGGCAUCGUAUAAGAAUGUGUGGGAUGAUAUUCCGCAGAUAGGGAAGUAUGUGGAUAUCAUGAGCGGGAAGACUGGUGGAAGAUCUGUCAGAGGUUUGUCUACCCGUGGACACGGACAUGGGCAAGGUCAUAUUCAAGGUCAUAGUCAAGGGCAAAAGCAGUCACAGGCGCAAAGCCAUGAGAGGAACGUCUCUCUCCAGUCCCUUCAGUCUGUCCCGGGUACACCCCGUACUCAAUAUUCCACUUUCGGUAAAUCCCCGCGGCUUACUAAUGCGAGGGAUCUAGAAAGACGAGGAAGUUUGGAGCAACCUGAAGAUUCCGCUGAUGGGGAUGAUGAAAACUCUACUUCGGCCUCGGAAGAGGAAGGUGGAAAAGGCGGGGAAGGAAAAUCGUCGAAGCCGUAUAAGGGCAAUAGGAAAUAUAGAGAUCGGUGGGCACAGACGGAUAGAGUGAAGACGGUUGAUGAGACAGUCCAGACGCAGACGCAUGCUGGGGAAGAGAUGGCUGGCGGAGGGUUGAAAAUGUGGGGGCUGCCUCAUGCUUCUGCCCAUGGACGGAAGAGCAGCAAGGAGAUUCCUUUCCCCAGUGGAAGUGGGAAUGGAAGAGCAGGAGGGGGAGGGCAGCGAGAAGCUCAGACUCAACACCAAUCGACUUAUUACGAGUACCAACAACAACACCCCCACUCCCAGCAGCCUCGACAAGGGAGUACGGCAAGCCCGAGCCAGAAACCCGAGUUAAACGCUCGUCUUCCGGAUUAUUCGUUUGAUUUCAAGGGGGCUACUUCCCAUGCGCAAGGGAUUGCCCAAGCACAGGCACAAGCCCAAAGUCAGGCUCAAGGACAGGGGGCCAACUCCAACCUGAACGCACAGCAUAGGCACAAGCCGAGCGGAUCAUUCUCGACCAUUUAUGGUGGUCGAGGGAGGGUUUGGGAUCCGAACACGGAUGUGGAGGUAAGGAGACGGGAUAGUCAAGAGGUCCUGGCGAGAUUUAUGCAAGGCAACUUGGGGAGAGGAUGAUUAGAUCUUCUCUUUUUUCCUUGAAACGUUGUGCGGAGCGCAGGGAGCGUAUCUAGGAGCCUCCUGUUCCCCGUAUGCGUCAUAACAAUGUCCCGACAGGACUGGAUUGUAUCUUGUGUUGACCUCGAUAUAUCGAGGAAACCUAUCCAUUAGAGGAGUUGUGCAAAAACAAAAAAAUAUCAAAAAAAAACGAGACAGCCUGAGGUUGUAGCUAUAUUUUAUCUUUUUUAUACAAUCUGUCUGGUUUAAUUAUCCAUCUGUUUAUCUCUGCCAAUUAUUUCUCUUUUGCGAUGUGUUUAGAUUUGGGUUUUCUUUUUUUCUUUUUUUAAUGGGGAUGUCUUAUAUCAACAUAAAUAUACCUACAUUUGGGAUAAACAAAC